AUGCUCGACGAGAAAAGUGUUAAGAAAUCCACGUGUGAGCAGAGCAACACAUUUGCUCCUCGGAAUAUUUUUGCUCUCGAGGACCGCACCAGGCAGACUUCAACCCGCCUCAAAGAACAUCUUCGAGGCACCAAGCCAGCAAGCACCGACCCGCGACGAUGCCAGCUCGCACACUGCGCCCCACCCCUGCUCGCACUCCGUGAACGGGACCUGCUCGUGGACGUGAUACUCGACGUCGUCACACGAAACGGUUCCAUAUAUGAUAGGCACUUCGUGGCGCGGAUAUACCGGAACGAGAUCAGAGCACGGUUCAACGCGAAGGUGGCGGUGUACACGAUGGGGAUGCUGGAGUGCGCGUUUGACGAGAACGUCGAGGUGAUCGUUUGGGCGGUUUCGGAUGAGAGGGGGAGGCUUGAUGGUCUGGAGUCGGAGACGUGA
Molecule: messenger RNA, 438 nt
Organism: Letharia columbiana
Lineage: Eukaryota; Fungi; Ascomycota; Lecanoromycetes; Lecanorales; Parmeliaceae
Exons: 2
Coding region: 1-438 (145 amino acids)
Source: RefSeq, a predicted model, not a curated record